Molecule: messenger RNA, 2811 nt
Organism: Lachnellula hyalina
Lineage: Eukaryota; Fungi; Ascomycota; Leotiomycetes; Helotiales; Lachnaceae
Gene: spt20
Product: SAGA complex subunit
Exons: 2
Coding region: 1-2811 (936 amino acids)
Biological process (GO): regulation of transcription by RNA polymerase II
Cellular component (GO): SAGA complex
Molecular function (GO): transcription coregulator activity
Source: RefSeq, a predicted model, not a curated record
AUGGCGCCCUCCGCAGCAGUAGUCCAGUCGCUCUCUUCCAAAGCAAAGCGCCCCAUACCACCUGGCAUACAGACAAAUGGCAUACACUCCUCAACUUCCUCGCCUUCGCCUUCUAUUUCGGCUGGUAGACUCCCCAACAGUGGCAAACCCCCGAAUUCAGCUGCGACCAAUGGCGUGGGAAACAACUCAGGAGUACGGUCUGCGAGCCGGGCGAAACGAGAACCUGGACCAUUGCUAGGUAGAGGUCAAAGAAAUAGUAGUGUUGGACUACGAUCUGCUAGUAUAGUUGGAGACUCUACUUCUUCCCAGACGGCUGAGCCGCUUCCUUACAUCCUAUCGGACGAAUACAUUCUCAAGAAAUAUCGCAACCGAGCACCAUCGCUAAUCGUACAUCUUCACCCUACACACUUCAGAUUCGAUCAGCAAGAAGGAAGUUUCUCCUACAAGUCUCCAAUGAGAGUCCUUAUUGAAAAUCUCAAGGAACGUACCAUCCCGCACGAAUUAGUUGAGUUCUUGACGGAAGUGCCUUUUUAUGAAGGCUGCAUGAUUGUCCAGAUACAUGAUCAUAAAUCCACGGCUCCAUCGCAAGGCGCAACACGGCCAACUUCCAAUAUAGGAAAAACCAUCCCAUUUUCGGUCCACAACUACAACUAUCAUAUCACGCCCUCACCUUGGGUACCAUUUCCAGCCCAAAUCAAUUCAUCAGGGAAGGGAAAAGGUCCAUCAGAAGCGGAUGGAGACAAAAAGUCGAAGACCGCUGAGCAGAAAGACAAGGAGAAUAUGCCUGCUCCAGCUUUUCCUGUCGAUGGCCAACGUGGAAAAGCUGCAGUUCAACCCAAGAUCCCUAGAAUAUCUACCAUUGUCCUUCGUCCGACACCACUCAGUGCUCAUGUUGAUCUCGCCAUGAAAGCCGCUGAUGUCCUAUCUGGCGGAGAUGGACACUCUCGUCAAGAUGGUGGGCCAUUAUCUGCGACAGUACCUCCCACACCAACCGCUGUUGUUCCACCAACCCCCCAGAGUAGCAUGGCACCUCCCGCAAAGCGACAGAAGAAAAACAAGUUGGAGCUUAACAGCAACAAUGUAUACGAGGCAGAAGCGCAAAUUUUCAUUGCUACCACAGCCCCACUUGUCCUCGAUCCCGUUGAUAAUGCAGCCGCCUCAGCUGCUCUAUUGAAAUCACUGUCACACCCGAUGCACUCGGAGAAGCCACCAUCACCUAAGACGCGAAAGAGAACGGUUGCAGAGAUGGCAGCAGAUGAAGCAGUGGCAGCAGAGCAAGAACGGUACUUGCUUACCUUGGAUGAGCGACUUUCAAGUAAUCUCAAUGCUCAGGGUGGUGGUAAUCCAGCAGAUGGCGAUGGCCAAGCUGGAGGAGCAACCUUUGAGCCUCGCUUCGAAAAAUUCAAGGCUAUAGAAAACAUUAAAACCCAACACGAAGAGAAUAAGAGGCUGGAGAAGCAGAGACAAGCCGAAAACGACAGGAAAGUACAGCAGGAGCGAGAGAGAGAGCGGCUUAGAAUCGAGUCAGAGAAAAGGGAGGCGGAUAAGCAGCGUGCCACCCAGGCACAGGCUCAGAUGCAACAAAACGCCCGUCGGCAGCAGCAGCAGCAGGCCAAGUUACAACAAGGUCUUCAAGGAGUGCCUCCUCAGAUGCAACCCCAGCAUGCACAUCCACCUGCGAACAACAUCAUCCCAAAUGGUAUACAAGGGCAGCCGCAACGUUUCCAUAAUCAACAAGGUUCUCAAGCGCAGGUUUCGUCGCCUAUUAUUCGGAACGGCACGCCGCAAAAUCAUUCAUCGCCCAUAGUUGGUAACAUGGGUAAUGUACCUAUGCAGCAUUCUACAUCAAGUAUGGGUGGCAGUCCACCUCGUCCGGGAUCUGUUGUACAACAAAAUCACCCCCAGAUGGGUGCUCAAGGCCAUGGUAUGGUCCCACAGAGAAGCCAACAGAGCCAUGCCGGAACGCCCCGGAUGCCGAAUUCCACCCCUCAUAUUCAAUCAACGCCUCGACAGCUGAGCCAGACACCACGAUUAAGCCAAGGCAGUCCAGUCCAAGUUCCAAUGGCUCAAGCCCAAACUCCAAUGAUGAUGGCGAACGGCCAGAUGCAGAUGAACAAUCCUAACCACCUCAUGCGACAACAACAAAUGCAGGCAAUGCUCAGGCAGAAUGCUGCUGGCAUGGGCGGAAUGGCGAAUGGUUCACAAGUUAGUCCUCAAGCUAUGCAUUACGCCCAGGCUCAGGCUCGCAUGAUUCAACAACAUCAACAGAAUCAACAGCAGCAAGGCGGCAUGCAAAUGGGCGGUAAUAACAAUCCUCACCUCGCACAAUACGCUGCUCAAAUGGCUGCCAUGGGCCAGCAAGGAAUACAUCAAGCAAGCAUGAACCAAAACUUUAGGAACAAUGGCCAGCCUAUGAAUGCGCAGCAGAUGCAAAUGCAGCAGCAAAUGCAAUACCGAAUUCAACAAGCUCAAGUUCAGGCGCAGGCUCAAGCGCAAGCACAAAUUCAGGGUAUGCAGCAACAACCGCAGCAGCAGCAUCAACAACCAGGUGGCUUAAAUCCAAUAAUUGCGGCGCAAAUUCGACAACAGGCUGGUUUAUUCUAUCGGGAGCGAAUGACCGCAUUCCAAGCCCAACAUCCUGGAGGCGUAACUCCAGACCAGGACCGUAGCUUCCGAGCUCAGUGUCAGGCUGAUGCGCAAGCUGCGGUUUUGAGAGUCAGGAGAGAACAGGUGGCUCGACAAGCUAUGAUAGCUCAACAGGGUGCGGCGAUGCAGCAGAACAUGAACAUGCAGAAUAAUAUGCCAAUGUAA